AUCGUGCACUUCCAUCCUGCACCUCCACUCCCCGGCAUCUCAACUUGCCAACCUCAUCAGUCGCAAUGCCGUAAAGCGCCGGUUCAACGCCAUCUACAUCCCAUCCCAACCUUUUUCAGCCAUCCCGAUGUCGACGGUGCACUGCGUGCAGCAUCGUUAGUGCAGACACCGCACACCUCUCCCAUCGCCGUCUUGUCUCGACCGUUCCCUAGCGAUGGCCGCGCCUAGGUCAGGCCCGUCGUCCGGGCCGCGCUCCCGCCCAACCUCGUACCACGACCCGCCCGCUCCCGAGUUCGACGCCGACGAUGUGCCCGUCGAGGUGCUGGUGCGGCACCUCCUCGCCGCCAAGCAGUCGCUCUCCUCGAUGGCGCUCGUGCUGCGCGCCCACGACCUCGCCACCAACGCCCGCCAGAUGCACGAGGAGUCGGUCAUCCUGAGCGCCCAGACGGGUGCGCUGCGCCAGCUGAUCGAGUACCAGGUGCGCCUACUGCGCAGGGUCCGCCGCGUCAUGGGCCGCGCCUACGACUUCGGUCGCCGCGAUUUCAAGCAGCUCAUCCGCGCCCUGGACGCCGCGAACGGGAAGCUGGAGAAGACGAUGCAAAUGUUGCGGGACACCCAUGUGGAGCGCAUAUUCCGUCCGCCUGGGGAAGAGGACAAGUCCCUGAUGGACUUCGUCGACGAGAACAGCGUCGAGGCAAUGCGCGACGCCCUGAAGGCCAGCAUCGCCGAGCUGCAGGCUGCGCAGACAUCCUUCGACGGCGACCUCCUCCGCUUCGACUACGAUCUCCGCCUGCUCAACAAGACCAUAGCCGCCGCGCCCGCGCCCGAGUCGCCGUCGUCCUCGGCCCCCUACCAGCCGAUCCCGCACCUGCUCGCCUCCCUCGGCGACCACUCGCAGGCCAUGGCGCAGCACCUGACCUCGCUCAACAACCACUUCGACAUGUGCGUCAAAGCCGUCCGCGCGACCGAAGGCGGCGCCGCGCUCGCCCGCCGCCGCGCAGCCGAGUCGACCGACGACGGCGAGCCCGUGUCCAUCUCGGGCGUCAUCACCGAGCAGGAGUCGCACGUCGCCGGCCUCGAGCCGAUGGACCCGCAGGAGCGGGCCGAGAUCGUGCAGGUCGUGAUGCAGGACGCGCUCGAGGUGGACGAGGUCGUGGCCGAGAUCCAAGCGGUGCUGCAGCAGAUGGAGCAGGAGUUCGGCCUGCUGAAAGAGCAGGCCGACCGGAUCCGCGGCGCGUACCUGGCGACCGUCGCGGCCUUCCAGGUGCUGGAGGAGAUCGGGUCCCGGCUGCACAGCUACGUCGCCGGCCAGCACGAGUUCGAGCAGCGCUGGGCGGACGAGAAGGAGGCCAUUCUCCGGAAGCUCGGGGAGAUGGACGAGAUGAAGCGCUUCUACGAAGGGUACGCCAGCGCGUACGACAGCCUGCUGCUCGAGGCCGAGCGCCGCCGGGCGGUCGAGGACAAGAUCUACAACACGCUGCGCAAGGCCAAGGAGAACGUGGACAACCUGGUGGAGGCCGACCGCAAGCAGCGCGAGCACUUCCGGCAGGAGGUGGGCGAGUUCCUGCCGACCGACCUGUGGGUGGGCAUGGACGAUCCGCCGAAGCGGUGGGAGCUGGUGCCGGUCAAGGAGGGGGCCGCGGAGGCGCAAGAGGAGCUGAGCACGCCGAAGGUGGCGACGCCAGCGGGCAAGGGUAAGGCACCGGUGCGGUAGGCACGGGGAUGGGUGAGCAGCUCUCAGUAUCGCUGGCGUUCUUGGAACGGGCUUUGGUGGCUUUGGUUUUGGCUUUGGCGUUGGCUUUGGUUUUGGUUUGGAUUUCUGGGCAUACCCCUGGGCUGGGCGGAUGGUGCUGGG
This is a messenger RNA of Thermothielavioides terrestris NRRL 8126, 1855 nucleotides long. RefSeq lists its product as uncharacterized. Gene Ontology annotation, biological process: autophagy of peroxisome; autophagy of mitochondrion; activation of protein kinase activity. The record is from RefSeq and is a predicted model, not a curated record. Bases 215 to 1714 code for a protein of 499 amino acids. Lineage: Eukaryota; Fungi; Ascomycota; Sordariomycetes; Sordariales; Chaetomiaceae. The transcript is spliced from 2 exons. Gene Ontology annotation, molecular function: molecular adaptor activity; protein kinase activator activity. Gene Ontology annotation, cellular component: Atg1/ULK1 kinase complex; phagophore assembly site.